ACCUCCGCAAACACCACGUGACUUAGGGUCACGUGACAAGAACCAAGAUGGCGGCAGCGCCCGCCGUCGGUGGCGCGUGCUUCACGGCCUCGGAGCUCCAGGACAGCCUCUCUGAGGUGUACGAGUGCAGCUUCCACGCCACACUUCCUCGACACGGCGCCGUGAAUCUCGCAGGGUUGAUAGUCCGCGGUGUGCGCGCGCAGGAGGAGCACGACGGCGGCGGCAACGUCGUGGAGCUGACCUGCAUCUCUCUGACCGUCCUCGGGAGGGUGGUUACCAUGACGACGGCUCCCACGCCGGAAGUAGCCUCUUUCUACCGACUGGCGCUCAAAGUCUUGUUCGAGGACAUGGACGCCAUGUCUCUGCUGGUAGCUAACUUCGCCUGCAAGGAUCAACUCAUCCGUCACAUGGCGGGAAAGAGCGCCUCCUCGUGGGUCCUCUACCAACUGCGCAUGUCUGGUUCGGUCAGUCUGACGUGGCAGCAGACGUGCGAGCAGGCGUUCCUCAGCUCGCCCGCCGGCCCCAAACUGGACACCUGCUUGUGGUCGCUUAACUUCGUCCUCAAAAGACUUCUAAAAGAUAAUUCUGGAGAGCUCGUCAGGGCUGUUCUGACGGCGUUCGAUGCCAGCGUCAGCACGUUGGCGUCCAGGUUGCUUCCCGUGGGCGCCGCCUCGGACGUGGACACGCUCUGCCAGCUGUUGGAACUUCUGGAGCUGCUGACGGCGUCCAGCGAGGGCCGCGCGUACGCGGGCUGUCAGAUGCUGGUUCACACGCACGCGGCCGCGCUGAUGGCCGCCGUGAGUUGCUCGCCGCGUUAUUUCCUCAGCAAGCACGCCGCGCUGCUGCUGAAGCGCGCCGCGCUGCACAAGGCCGGCGAGGACUGGCUGGCGGGGGGCGGACCCGCGCGUGAGCACGCCGGCUCUGACGUCGCCUCGCUCGCUCGCGCCGUGCUGAACGGCGUAGCCGGCGGCUGGUUGCCGAGCGUCCGGGUGGAGUCGGCGUCUUUCUUCGGGGGGACGAGCGGCAAGCGGCGGGAAGGCGGCGACGGUGUGAUGCUGAGAGCUGUCGGCCUGCUCGUCAUCAAGUGCGUCGAGCACCACGUGCGGUCCGCCGCCGCAGGCGCCGAGGCUUGUGGGUAUCUGCAGGCUCUGUGGUCCUUCCUGGGGCAGACGGAGGUGGUCCACACCUGCCGCUUGAUGACGCGGGUGUUCGGCGAGCAGGAUGACGACAUGAUGGAGGCCGCCAAAGCUCUUCUCGCCAUCUUCCUCCAGCUCAGAGAGGAUCCCAGUUUGGACUUUGGCGUCGGUGACGCCGCCUGCACCUGCGGCUGCAACCCCCACUGUCACUUCCUGUCCCUCCUCCAGAGCGUGGCUUUUGACCACCGCGUGCUCCUGGACUUCCUCAUCUCCAUGGAAACCUGCUUCCUGGAGUACCUGGUGCGCUACCUCAAGUACCUGAGGACAGACUGGCAGGGCUUCACUGCCGCGUGCCAGCGAGUGGGCGUGUCCCCCGAGUCUGACUCAGGUCAAGUAAGCACCAGUUCUGGGCGCAGCCUGGUGGACUAUGACACUUCUGACGAGUCCGAGACAGAUAACGCGGAGGGGACCGCUGAGGGGUUGGACUGUGGAAACACGGCGGCCGGUGGAACGUUGGCGCGUGCCGUGGGCUGCCUGACCAAGCUCCGCCUCUUGGUGGACAGGCUGCAGACGAAGAAAAUGUUUCCUUACAACGCGGAGUCGCUCCUCAAACUUUUAGCGCACGUGGAUGCGUGUGAAGGACAGAACAGAAAGGACAGCAACAUUCAGAAUUCAUCAAGCUCUCAACCAAUACUGCAGGACAGGGUCGCGGGGGGCGCUGGCGCCUAUCUCAGCUACAAUCGGGCGGAAGGCAGUGUACACCCUGGAGGUACACCCUGGACAAGUCGCCACCUCAUCACAGGGCCAACACAGAUAGACAGACAACAUUCACACACUAGGGACCAUUUAGUGUUGCCAAUCAACCUAUCCCCAGGUGCAUGUCUUUGGAAGUGGGAGGAAGCCGGAGUACCCACGCAGUCACGGGGAGAACAUGCAAACUCCACACAGAAAGCGCCUCAGCCUGGAAUUGAACCCAGGACUGCAGGACCUUCGUAUUGUGAGGCAGACGCACUAACCCCUCUACCGCCGUGAAGUCGGGUGUGAAUUGAUCUAUAUAGGGCUGUCAAAAAUAACUCAUGUGAAUAAUCACAAAAAAUUAUAUUUUUGAUUUUCAAAAGUAUUAAAAUAUUUACAUUUUUUUUAAA
Messenger RNA from Nerophis ophidion (straightnose pipefish), 2281 nucleotides. It is a transcript of the gene lins1, whose product is annotated as lines homolog 1. Lineage: Eukaryota; Metazoa; Chordata; Actinopteri; Syngnathiformes; Syngnathidae. The record is from RefSeq and is a predicted model, not a curated record. Bases 48 to 2168 code for a protein of 706 amino acids. The transcript has 7 exons.